AGAGAGAGGGAGGGACCCUGCGAUGCUGUCUAGGGUCCCUUUAAGGAGCACCUGCAUGCCCUUCCAAUUCAGAACCCCUGGAGCAGGGUUGCCCGGCUGCAGCUGGAGGCCAGGGUUCAUUGCUUUGUUGGAAGUGGAGUGUGGUGGGCCAGGAGGGAGGGGAUUAGGACAGGUCCCAGUGGGAAUCCCCGUCCCUCACUCUGAGCCCUCUUUCUUUGCCUGCUUACUUCCCAGAGACCCAGAGAGUAGGUCCCCAGCUAAAAAGAGGGUCAGGUAUGUUUAGAAAUUGGCCGGAGAGGCAAGGUAUGGAGGCGUGAAUGUGAAAAGCUUCUCUGCAGGCAGGAAGAGAGGAAUUUCCAGGAUUCCAGGCAGGAUGUCUCAGGAGAAUGACACAUGGACGAAAGAGUUGCUGGGGGAUGAGCUGACCGCCAUGAGGCUGCAGAAGCUGGAACAGCAGCGGCGGCUUUUUGAGAAGAAGCAGCGGCGGAAGCGCCAAGAGCCCCUCAUGGUUCAGGCCAAUCCCGACGCUUCCCUGCGACCCCGGCGACCAUGGAGGCGGAAGGAGCGCCUCGCAGGGGACCGCGGCCUUGGGAACCCUUUCCUCCAGGAGAACAUGCCAGAGGCACAUCUGUGCUCUGGCCUCCACAGUGCCCUGGGCUUCACGAUCUGCAGUGGAGAUGGCAGCGGCGAGUGUGACCCACUGGUUUCGCCGACAAAAGCAGAUAGUUCUGAUCUGGAGUUGGAGGAAGUGUCCAUGGAGGAUAUUCCUGUUUCUCCACCUCCUUACAAAGAGCCUCCCGGGAUUCGACGCAGGGGUUGGCCAGCCCUCCAACGACCUGGUGACCUUGUCCCAAGUUCCUGGGACCCGGGUGUCCUGAGCCAGCCUUCUUCUGGCUUCUUCCACCCCUUAGGGGCCAAUGCACAGGAAGAGAGCAAAUUCCAGGAUGUUGGAGACGAAUAUGAGGUACCCAGUCCAGGACCAAACCCUGGAAUGAAUGGUGACGGGGGACAUGGAGACUUGUUAGCAGGAGGGCUAACCUGGGACUCUAGAGGCAAGCACCCGGAAGAGAAGAAAGAGGAGUCGGAGUCUACAGUGAACUCCCCAGGAGCUGCCGAAGAGGAGGUGUCGGAGGACCCGGAAGGCGAGAAAGACGCAGACAGCAGUGAUGUAGGAAGCUUGUCCUGCUCGCCACCCCGCGCCCUAGGCCCUCGACUGGGAGAAGACAUGGAAGCGUAUGUCCUGCGGCCAGCGCUGCGCGGCCGCAUAGUGCAGUGCCGCAUCAGCCGCGACAAGCGCGGCGUAGACAAGGGCAUGUUCCCUUUCUACCAUCUCUACCUGGAGGCGGCCGACGGGCGGAAGCACUUCCUCCUGGCUGGACGCAAGAGAAAAAGGAGCAAAACCUCUAACUACCUCAUUUCCCUGGACCCCACAGACCUGUCUCGGGAUGGGGACAACUUUGUGGGCAAAGUCAGAUCUAAUGUCCUGGGCACCAAGUUCACCAUCUUUGACAAUGGAGUGAACCCUGAAAGGAAGAAUUUUGUCCCGGAGACCACUCGGAUCAGAGAGGAGCUGGGGGCUGUGUGCUAUGAGACCAACAUCUUGGGAUUCCGAGGGCCCCGGAAAAUGACUGUGAUCAUUCCGGGAAUCGAUGACCAGAACCAGAGACUCCGCGUCCAGCCACAAAAUGAGCAGGAGUCACUACUGUGUCGCCUCCAACGGGGAGCUAGCCAGGGACUGGUCCUGCUACAAAACAAAGCCCCUUGGUGGAGCUACAGGAGCGGCGCCUACGUACUCAAUUUUCACGGUCGAGUCACUCGGGCCUCGGUCAAGAACUUCCAGAUCGUGCAUCCGGAUGACACCGAUGCCCUCGUGCUCCAGUUCGGCCGCGUGGCCCCAGACACGUUCACCAUGGACUUCUGCUUCCCGCUUUGCCCCCUCCAAGCCUUUGCCAUCUGCUUGUCCAGUUUCGAUGGAAAGCUGGCGUGUGAGUAAUCCAAUGAAAUACCAUACCCUCGUCA
Messenger RNA from Acinonyx jubatus (cheetah), 2019 nucleotides. RefSeq names its product TUB like protein 2 (gene TULP2). The coding region runs from base 374 to 1993 and encodes 539 amino acids. Lineage: Eukaryota; Metazoa; Chordata; Mammalia; Carnivora; Felidae. The transcript has 13 exons. The record is from RefSeq and is a predicted model, not a curated record. Gene Ontology annotation, biological process: protein localization to cilium. Gene Ontology annotation, cellular component: cilium.